This is a messenger RNA of Hevea brasiliensis (rubber tree), 909 nucleotides long. RefSeq names its product putative protein phosphatase 2C-like protein 44. NCBI's taxonomy places the organism in Eukaryota, Viridiplantae, Streptophyta, Magnoliopsida, Malpighiales, Euphorbiaceae. The record is from RefSeq and is a predicted model, not a curated record. Gene Ontology annotation, biological process: protein dephosphorylation. Gene Ontology annotation, cellular component: cytosol; nucleus. The transcript has 5 exons. Gene Ontology annotation, molecular function: protein serine/threonine phosphatase activity. The coding region runs from base 1 to 831 and encodes 276 amino acids.
AUGAGAUUUAAAGAUCUUCAUCUCAAGCUCAAGGCUUUUCUGAUUAGAGAUGGGGGCAAGAAAAGAAAGCCUGAUGCGGCAAAGAAGCCUUCAUGGGUGAUGCCAAUAUCUCAUGGAUGUCAUGUUAUUGAGGAUCAGUCGUUUAGAGGAGCUUCAGAUGGUUCGGGCACUGGCUCAGUUGUGGUUCAGAGAGAGCAAAUAGAGGAGCUGGAGCUAUGGUUUUUUGGAGUUUUCGAUGCUCGAAUUGGAGAUGGAGUCACCAAGUACUUACAAUCCCAUCUAUUUGAUAGGAACCCAAAAGAGAUAAGAAGAAAGAGUAAAGAGACAAUGAGAAAAGCUUAUCUCGGAGCAAGAGCAAAGGUUAAGGAGACACGAAGAUCAGAUGAUGAGAAAUGGAGAGUGGGUUCAGCAUCAGUGAUGGUGAUCAAUGGAGAAAAACUUGUGAUGGCCAACAUGGGUGAUUAUAGAGCUGUAGUGUGCAGAGACGGUGUGGCUCAUCAGGUGGGCCGUAAGCAUCAGCAAACAGCCAAAAGACGCUGGCCUCGCAGGCUCUUUUCUGUACGCAUAUGGGCAUGGAAUUCUAGCAAAGAAGCAGGCGCCAAGCACUCUAAAGGCUCAGAGCUCGUGGUUGGAGCUGAAAGGAUCGACCCUGAUACUGAAUUUGUCAUCAUAGCAAGUAAUGGCAUAUGGGAGGUGAUGAAGAAUCAAGAAGCUGUGAAUCUCAUCAGGCACUUGGAGGAUCCACAAGAAGCUUCCGAGAGUUUAGCCAAGGAGGCUUUAAAUAGAAUAAGCAAAAACAGCAUUUCUUGUGUUGUCAUUCGCUUUGAUUAAAAAUAUGUUUUGUUUUCUUUAUUUGUGUAAUCCUUAAUGUGCAAUUGAAUUUUUUUUUUUUGAAAUUACCAUUUUAAA